Messenger RNA from Pomacea canaliculata, 1965 nucleotides. RefSeq lists its product as uncharacterized. Gene Ontology annotation, molecular function: G protein-coupled peptide receptor activity. The transcript has 5 exons. Lineage: Eukaryota; Metazoa; Mollusca; Gastropoda; Architaenioglossa; Ampullariidae. Bases 175 to 1014 code for a protein of 279 amino acids. The record is from RefSeq and is a predicted model, not a curated record. Gene Ontology annotation, biological process: neuropeptide signaling pathway.
GAAAUUAAGUUGGAGCCUGCUGUUGACAGGUUGUGGAAAUCUUUAAACUCUCGUCAGGAACGCUGCCACUACGAUUGAGUCAUCGACAGGUGAGCAGCCUCCGCCACAAGAUGACGCGACUGGAAGCAACGACACACAGUCCGGUCAUGCGCCCUCCACUUUAGCCUUUGAGGAAUGGCAGCGAGCUGUUUUGCUGUUGUAAACCCAGAAAAAUUAAAUAAUCCAGCUGCCAGUAUGGACUUUAUUACGGGGGUAAAAGGUUGCGCAAUGACCACAUCGUUAUCGGUUGUCCACGAUGAGAUCAUCAUCGACAUUUUGGCCGCUAAUGGUUCUCAUAGUAAAGAACACGGCGAUACUGUGUUGCAGACUACGGUUGACAACAUUAUCAGCAACGAGGUUGCUUCUUGGAUAAUUAGCUUCAUCUCCGUUGGGCUGGUACCUCUGCUGUUUGUACUGGGCGUGCCGGGCAACAUUCUGUGCGCAGCAGUCUUCUGUAAACUGGGUUUGAGAGAGAGAAUCAACGUGUGUGUCUUUGCCUUGGGACUCGUGGACCUGGCCACCAUCACCUUCACCUUUUUCCUGUCUGCGGAGUGGGCUUACAGAAGCCUCACCGGACUCGAGCUCAACAUCUUUAUUCAAUACUUCGUAGGUCCAACUGGUUUCCUGUGGGCGUCCAUGUUUGUGUCGGCAACGAUCGCGUGCGAGCGGUGUUUCUGUGUGGUCAGUCCCUUCAAAGCACAGAGGUACAUCAAGACCUCCACCACUGCCGUUGUCAUCACAGUCGCCACUGUCGUCCUUGCUGGAGGAAUGUGCGCCAUCGCCGGUCCAAAGCACAAGGCGGUGAUGGUCUACGACCCAGUCACCAACACCAGCAAGAGUUGCGGUGUACCUCACCAGUUAUUACUUGGACAACAGAGAAAUCCUCGAUAUUUUCGACAUCUUCGUCUACUCCAUGGUGUUCCCUCUCGCCGCACUCGUCGUCAUCAUCAUCACCACUGCCAUCACUGCUGUUAAACUCAGCCACGCCGUCGCCUGGCGAGACCAGACAACCACCAGCAGCGUCAGCAACGACACGACAAAAGUAAGAACUUCCGGAAAAGAGGUGGCGCUCACGAAGAUGCUCAUCGCCACUUCCGUCCUCUUUGUUGUCUGCUUGACACCGGUGGUCACCGUUCAGAUGGCAAUGUAUUUCGUGCGUGACCUGAACUAUAACGGUCGUUAUGCUAAUCUAACCUCUGUCUUAUGGAAUAUUAUUAACUUUUUUAGGAUGUUGAACGGUUCUAUCAACUUUUUUGUCUAUUACAAAAUGGGCUCAAAAUUCAGAGAAACUCUGAGAGAGAUACUGCCGUUUUGCUUCUGUAGUAUACAGUCGAAAUAAUAUUUUUGUUGACACAGUAAAUAUAUGGAAUACACACCCAAUAAAUUAAAAUAAUAUAAUAAAGCGCAAUAACUGCUCGCAGGCUACAUUGCUUUACUUUUGCUGUAGUUCUGAAAAUUAAUUUUACAGGUGAGUAAAGUAAACUGCAACGAAAAUAUGGUAUCAUUUUUAAAGAUACGCAAACUAAAUAAUCUUACUGAGCCAAAAAUGUACGGCCAUUCUUCAUGUGAAAGAAUUAUUACGAACAGGCAACAAGAAAUAUAAUUAGAAAUUCUUGAUUUUGUAACUUAACAAGAAUAAACAAUGGCAAUAAUUUAAUUUAAUGGAAUUUGGUACUAUGAAUAAAUUACUCAGACGACGGUAAUCGUAUUUUCUAUAAUUAAUUUUAAAAUUGUAAUGGAGGCUAACAGUGGCACCAUCUAACGAGGGAAUUAUCUAAACAGUCGAGCGUUUGAACUGAAAUGACUCAAUCUACUAUUUAUACUUGUGAUAUAGUUUAAAAUAUUUUAGCUUACAUCGUACAUCAUACUUUUAUUUUGAAGCCAAGUUGAUUAAGGAAAAAGAAAGCCUGGUCUCCGUGUUGACAG